Triticum turgidum subsp. durum (durum wheat) is the source of this 1638-nucleotide messenger RNA. NCBI's taxonomy places the organism in Eukaryota, Viridiplantae, Streptophyta, Magnoliopsida, Poales, Poaceae. The record is from the annotation of a GenBank genome assembly.
AUGGCGCUCGCCUUCGACGAGUACGGGCGGCCCUUCAUCAUCCUCCGGGAGCAGGAGAAGAAGUCGCGGCUGCAGGGGCUCGACGCGCAGAAGGCCAACAUCGCCGCCGGCAAGUCCGUAGCGCGCAUCCUCCGCACCUCCCUCGGGCCCAAGGGCAUGGACAAGAUGCUCCAGUCCCCCGACGGCGACGUCACCAUCAGUAAUACCCGCUCCCUCUCGCUUUCUCCUGCAAACGAUGGGGCGACGAUCCUGGAGCUAAUGGAUGUUGACAACCAGAUUGCGAAGCUCAUGGUGGAGUUGUCCCGCAGUCAAGACUAUGACAUUGGAGAUGGUACCACCGGGGUUGUGGUCCUGGCUGGGUCGCUCCUGGAGCAGGCUGAGAAGCUGCUGGAACGUGGUAUUCACCCAAUAAGGAUCGCCGAAGGUUAUGAGAUGGCGUCGAGGAUAGCUGUUGAUCACCUUGAAAGCAUCUCCACGAAAUAUGAGUUCAGUGCUACAGACAUAGAGCCUUUGGUGCAGACCUGCAUGACAACUUUGUCCUCAAAGAUUGUUAGCCGUUGUAAGAGGGCUCUAGCUGAGAUUGCUGUCAAAGCAGUCCUUGCGGUCGCUGAUUUGGAAAGGAAGGAUGUAAAUUUGGACUUGAUUAAGGUGGAAGGUAAGGUUGGUGGGAAGCUCGAGGAUACUGAGCUAGUACAAGGAAUCAUUGUUGACAAAGAUAUGAGCCACCCCCAAAUGCCAAAGAGAAUUGAGGAUGCUCACAUUGCCAUUCUGACCUGCCCAUUUGAGCCCCCGAAGCCUAAGACAAAGCAUAAGGUUGACAUUGACACUGUAGAGAAAUUCCAGACACUGCGUGGGCAAGAGCAGAAAUACUUCGAUGACAUGGUUCAGAAAUGCAAGGAUGUUGGUGCAACCCUAGUUAUUUGUCAAUGGGGGUUUGAUGAUGAAGCCAAUCACUUACUAAUGCAAAGGGAGCUGCCGGCUGUCAGAUGGGUUGGUGGUGUUGAAUUAGAAUUAAUUGCCAUUGCGACAGGAGGGAGGAUUGUUCCAAGGUUCCAAGAGUUGACUACCGAAAAGCUUGGGAAGGCUGGAUUAGUCAGAGAGAAGUCAUUUGGAACAACAAAAGAUCGGAUGCUAUACAUCGAGAAGUGUGCCAAUUCCAAAGCUGUAACUAUUUUCAUCCGUGGUGGCAACAAAAUGAUGAUUGAGGAGACCAAGCGAAGUAUUCAUGAUGCUCUAUGUGUUGCAAGGAAUCUGAUCAUCAACAACUCAAUUGUGUAUGGUGGUGGCUCAGCAGAAAUAUCUUGCUCAAUUGCUGUUGAUGCUGCAGCAGAUCGGCAUCCUGGAGUUGAGCAGUAUGCAAUCAGGGCAUUUGCUGAUGCUUUGGAUGCCAUUCCACUAGCUUUAGCUGAAAACAGUGGUUUGCCGCCUAUUGAUACUCUCACUGUCGUAAAAUCCCAACAUGUCAAGGAGAACAAUUCCCGCUGUGGCAUUGAUUGCAAUGAUGUUGGUACCAACGACAUGAAAGAACAGAAUGUUUUCGAGACUCUGAUCGGCAAGCAGCAACAGAUCUUGCUGGCAACACAGGUGGUCAAGAUGAUCCUCAAGAUUGAUGAUGUCAUAACGCCUUCUGAGUAUUGA